AUGGCUGAAGGAGCGCAGACUGCCAAAAGCCCAAUCUUGCCCGAACCGGGCAGGAGGAACGUGCUCAUUACGAGUGCGCUUCCCUACGUCAACAAUGUUCCUCAUCUUGGCAACAUUAUCGGAUCCGUCUUGUCUGCCGACGUGUUUGCGCGGUACAGCAGAGGCCGAGGCCACAACACUCUCUAUGUUUGCGGCACGGAUGAGUACGGAACGACGACGGAGGCGAGAGCUCUAGUUGAGGGUGUCACUCCACGAGAGCUAUGCGACAAGUACCACAAGAUCCACGCCGACAUUUACAAGUGGUUCAAAAUCAGCUUCGAUAUAUUUGGACGAACGACUACCGAACCACAGACUGUCAUCACUCAAGAAAUCUUCCUCAAGCUCAAGGAGAACGGCUUCCUCGAGGAGCGCAAUACCACCCAGCUCUACUGUGAGCACCACCAUGCUUUCCUCGCCGAUCGAUUCGUUGAGGGCGAAUGUCCCAAGUGCGGAUAUGGUGAUGCCCGCGGUGACCAAUGUGACGGAUGUGGACAGCUCUUGGACCCUCUCGACCUGAAGAAGCCUCGCUGCAAGGUCGAGGGCUCUACUCCCGUCACCAAGGAUACGAACCACAUUUUCUUCAAGCUUGAUAAGCUCCAGCCUGAGAUCGAGGCUUUCUUCCAAGAGUCCUCUGUCAAGGGAGCUUGGUCCCCCAACGCCAAGCAGAUCACGGCGGCUUGGUUGAAGCAGGGUCUGGAUGGUCGAAGCAUUACGAGAGACAUGAAGUGGGGAACCCCAGUCCCGCUCCCUGGCUACGAAAAGAAGGUUAUCUACCCCUGGUUCGACGCUUGCAUUGGCUACGUCUCCAUUACUGCCUGCUACACUGACGAGUGGAAGAAGUGGUGGUACAACCCCGACGUCCAGCUCUACCAGUUCCUCGGCAAGGAUAACGUUGUCUUCCACUCCGUCAUCUUCCCCGGAAGUCAGAUUGGCACCCGAGACAACUGGACCAAGCUUCACCACCUUGCGGCGACCGAAUACCUCACGUACGAAGGCGGCAAGUUCUCCAAGUCCCGUGGCAUCGGUGUGUUUGGUGACUCUGCCCAGAAGACCGGCGUGGGUCCGGAUGUGUUCCGUUACUACCUUCUCUCCCACCGACCUGAGGCGGGAGACAGUGAAUUCAAUUGGGAUGACUUUAUCAGCUGCAACAACAACUUGCUUCUGAAGAACCUUGGCAACUUUGUCAGCCGCGUUGUGAAAUUCGUCAACGGAAAGAACUACAGCAACGUCGUGCCCAACUACACCGAGUACCAGGAUGCCACCAUUGACGAGUUCAAGGCCGAGAUCAACAAGCUCCUCGCGCAAUACCUCGAAGAGAUGGAUGCUGUAAAGAUCAAGGCCGGCUUGGCCACCGUUCUCUUCAUCUCUCAGGCCGGCAACGCCUUCCUCCAAUCCCACAAGCUCGACAACAAACUCGCCGAGAACGAACCGGCCAAGUGCGGUGCCGUCGUCGGCCUCGCCCUCAACCUGAUCCACCUCCUUGCCGCGGUCCUCACCCCCUUCAUGCCCGACACCGCCGCCUCGAUCCUCGACCAGCUCAAGGCCGAACCCAUCCUCAUCCCCGACACCUGGACCGCGGACUCCAUCAAGCCCGGCCACGAGAUCGGGAAGGCCGCCUACCUCUUCGGCAACAUCAAGCCCGAGAAGGGACUCGAGUGGCGCGAGAGCUUCGGCGGUGACGAGGUGAAGAAGGCCAAGGAGGAGGCCGCUGCCAAGAAGGCGAAGAAGAAGGCGGCUAUGAAGAAGCCUAAGGGGCAGAAGCCGAAGGUGGAUAAGAGUGCUGAGGAGGCGGAGGCUGCAGCUUUGGCUGAUGCGACUGAUGAGGAGUUGGCGAAGAAGGCUGCUGAGGUGACGCUGAAGGCGGCGCCAGGGGCUUAG
Scedosporium apiospermum is the source of this 1917-nucleotide messenger RNA. RefSeq names its product Methionine--tRNA ligase. Gene Ontology annotation, molecular function: methionine-tRNA ligase activity; ATP binding. Gene Ontology annotation, cellular component: cytosol; aminoacyl-tRNA synthetase multienzyme complex. Lineage: Eukaryota; Fungi; Ascomycota; Sordariomycetes; Microascales; Microascaceae. The record is from RefSeq and is a predicted model, not a curated record. Gene Ontology annotation, biological process: methionyl-tRNA aminoacylation. The transcript has 2 exons. Bases 1 to 1917 code for a protein of 638 amino acids.